Cuscuta europaea is the source of this 28372-nucleotide messenger RNA. The record is from the annotation of a GenBank genome assembly. NCBI's taxonomy places the organism in Eukaryota, Viridiplantae, Streptophyta, Magnoliopsida, Solanales, Convolvulaceae.
UUGAGAUCUCGAGAUUUAAAACUCGAGAUUGAGAUCUCGCGUUUAAAAUUCAAGAUUGAGAUCUCGAGAUUUAAACCUAGAGAUACGAUUUUCAAGCUUUUGCCUUAGCCGAUUUUGACCACCACCUGCACCUCAUUUUUCAAAACCAAACCAAACAACAAUUCAUCUGAUUUCAGGAAACCACAAAAAUAAAAAUGGACUUUUGCACUGACCCAUGUUUUCCACAGCUCAUUAUGGCAGGUACACAAAAGAGACAUAACAUUGACGACGCCAUCUACCCACAAGAUAGGUGGGUCAAGGUGCUGGACAACAACUUCCAGCUGGAUCUGACUGUUUUCAAGUGUCAGGAUCCAGUCAUCCCCGGGAUUCUGAAGCGCCACUAUCUCUGGACCGCCUUCCACAAAUCAAAGUCGGUGCCAGAAAUCUACCUCCAACAAGUAUGGGGACAUAUGCGCACCGAGUCAACAAAAGACCGCACUAAAAUCCUCACAAAGCUCAACAACAUGAGGAUUGUCCUGACUCCAGCAACUCUACGCUCUACACUGGCGCUCCCCGAACAUGACAGCUACGAUCCUCUUCCUUCUAUUCCGGAUCUUCUCAAAGAUGUCGCGGCUCUGGGUUAUGACUCUCUACUACCAAAACUGUCAAACUUCAAUGGAGCAUACCUUUAUCGUCCCUGGAAGAGCCUAUUCGGGCUAGUCAACAAGUGCCUCUCUCCAAAGCAUGUCGGACUGGACAAAUGCAACAAGCAAAUACUCUGCGUCUUCCACGGCAUCGCAUAUAACAAGAAGUAUGACAUGGCUCAGCUCUUCUUCUCAGAGCUAAUGGACCUGGUAAAAGCCAAAGAGAAAAACAGGUCAGGCACCAUUCCAUACGCCAGGUGGUUGGGGCUGAUCAUCCAUGACUGCAUGACAGCAAACACAUACAUUCCUAGACGUACUGAUGAUCCACACUUCAUAGCUCCAAAGCUCCAAUACUUCAAAGCUGAUAAGAAAGCAGCUCAGGGCCUGCGAAUUCCAGAUGCUCUGCUCAACCUGGCAAAUCAGUCAAAUCCAAUCAUCGUCGCAUACAAGGAGAACCUUGAAAGAACAGUCCCUAUGGUUCAGCAAAACCCAGCUGGACCUACCCAGGGGACUAAACUGAGUGUAAGUAAGGGUCCCAAGAGCGCCCCAAAGCCACAGAAGCCAGUGGCACGUCAGCCCGAUGAAGGAGAGUCCGAUGAAUCUCUCGAGAGGACUCGGACAACUGAGGGCAAACCGACGAACGCUGAGGAAUCUGCUGAUGACUCGCUCAGCUCGGCCCACAAAGAGGCUGACGACGAGGCUUCCGAUAGCGUGGCCAGAAGUGACAACGAUGAUGAUGAUGAUGACGAUGAUGUUGACGAUGUGGACCACACUUUUGCUCUCAUCCAAAAGGUUAAGCUGCCUAUUGAAUCUCCUCCGAAGAAAAUCACCGCUGAGGAUGCAGCCCCCGUUAUUGCUACACGCCCCAAAGAGCUCGUCAUCAAAACCACGGCGGCCAGUCACAAUAUAGCAAGUGCUACCGGCAUCGUCAGGGAGCAGCGCAUCAAAGCGAAAAAUGAUGCUCCACAGUCACUCAACUCCAAGAAGCGAAGCCUCGUCAAAAGACACCUUGUUGACGAGGACGAAAUGCAUAUCUUCGCCGAUUGUCAAUCCUUCAUUAAUAUAAGCCGAGCUGAAUCUUUAAGUACAAGAGCCGAUCUUUUCGGUUCCCGGGUAGAAGUCGCAGCAUCUGGCUCAACUGCGCAAGCACAGCCUUCUCCCAGCCACUCGAUAGCCUCCCAACAGGCUAUUUUUUCAAAACAGCGGGACUCACCCACCUCUCUGGUUCCCUCCGAACCAGUCGAGCGAAUUAGUGGCCAACAGCCCGAGGUCACCACCACUUCCUUGAGCACAUCGAGUCUAGGUGUCACACUCCCUACAUUUUCUAAUUUUUCUAGGACACCUACACUAUUCACCGCACAUACAGGUGCACGCACUCUGGAAGCAACGACCAGAGUACCAACGAUGACGGUCGGAAGCCCUGCUACACCCACAAUGACUCCAUCAUUGAAUGCAGGCCACACAUCAGCUCUCUUCACUGAUGCUGUGACAACAGUUACAACCCCUGUAACUGAACACCUCACUACCGAAGACGUCACCGUUCUUAUGCACCGUUUCUUGGAUUCCACCAUUAAGCCAUGGGUGCAACAAGCAUUCACCGCUUGGGCACAAGAAUCCAAGACCACCCCGGCAGUGCAUAGUGAACACAACCAGCCUGAACCACACCCAUCACCUUCUCACUCCAAAUCUCAAACCUCUCCAGUCAUCUCCGCCACCUCCACCAAAGUCCAUAGCCCUAUCUCUUCUCGGGGAACCCAUGAUACAGAACAAGUAUCAUCCCCACACCCGACCACACCUCCCAUCGAACUACUAUCCCAACCCUUCGAAGUCCUGGCAUCGAUCUUGCUGGAUCAUCUCCUAAACAUACCCCACACUGACCUCACUCCCUACCAGCAAGGCGUCCUUACUACCCUUCUCGCUAAUCCGGACACCAAGGGCACCUGCCGUGAAAGUCCCCGUGGUCGCAAACGUUCACAUGAGGAUCCCGAUGAUCCGGAACCUCAUGAGGGGGAGAACAAGAGGCCACGGAUACUCGAGCAAGGUGCCUCUACCACUCAUAGCCCCCAAACCGAACAACCUGAGACUUUCAUCAACCAACCACCACCCUCCCCUUGCCAAAACCAAGCCUAUCUCUCUAGCAUGGUCGAGCUAGACAAAACAUCCCGAGGCGUAUCUCCCAGAGAUACUGUUCGAGGAGGGGAUGGAAGUCCUGAUGAUGCUACCACUGGUACAUCCUUCACAUCAGGCCAUCAGUUGGAACCUAGUUCUAAGCUGAUGUCAACGGGCAAUCCAAGUGAACCCGGUAGUGCUACCAAGGAACAAUCACCGCCUCAAAAGCAGCAAAGAGUUCCAUACAUCCCCCCAGGCAAAGACAUCCAUGAUGCACUGGAGGAGGCGGUGAUAUACGACAAAUGGCCAAGAAAAUGGACAGAAUGGGAUGAUCUUCGGGUUGAAGCCGAGCAAGAGGACAUGCAAAGAAACUGGUGGCUACGAGAGCUGAUCAACAAAUGCUCUGAAGAUAUUAUACGGCUCGAGGACGAUGAACGCAAGGAAGGGGAGAAUUACAAGGAAUCCCAGAAGACUCUUGAAUCAGUCGUAAGACAAACAGCGGGAAGAUUUCCCAAGACAGAGAAACCCUGGGAUAAUGUUCGUAUCAAAGCCCCCUUCCGAGAAGAAAUCAGAAAGCAUAUCUGGCGUAGACCAGACAAAGUCAAGCCACUGAACGAACUAAAGCUAAGAGGCCUUACUCACUUAAAAGGAAAGCAGGCUGGAGGUCAUCUGCAUAUGUUGCUGCAAAGGUCAACCGGUACACAGAGAGAAUUAAUGGAACAAGAUCUGAAGUCGAAUAUUCUCCCGAUUCAUCAAAUUCUACAAGUGAAGGCUGAAGACUAUCAUGGAGUAACAUUCUACACUUACAGACUUCAACGCACCGAUGGGAGCGAAUUCACUUAUCAAGAGAACGACUUCAUCAUGCUGAAACCGGAUGACAUCUACCAAAUGCUCAUGGCCUACAGAUACCUUCCAGUCAGGCAGAGCAUAGUAUACAGCGAAGGCCUCGCAGCUGUCAAGAGAUUCAUGCUUAGACAGAUCCGAGUACAUUCUUCACAUGAUCUACAGAUGGCUAUUGAAUGCAAUCUGAAGAAGACAAAUCUGACAAAGCCAAAACUGUAUGGUCCAGAACUUGAAGAUUUCCCAGCCUACCACAUCUUCUUCACACCGCCAGCAGUCACCUAUCUGAACCACAAGAAUGAAAAGCGUCUGAUGGUAGUCAGUGAAAUCGAGAAGUACUGCGACGGAACACUGAAGAUAAUCAGAGAGCAGAUUCUACAGAUGAAGGCAAAGCUGGAAGAAAAUCUUCAAAAGGCAUCGUCUUAUGUUCAAAAGGAACACUCUACUGUAGAGACAAUUUUAAAGGUCAUUGACGAUCGCCUCGAAAAGAGAAAUGUGCUGAGGCAGUAUGAACAUGCACUUGGUUUGAGGAAGCACUACUUCAAAUCACAGAAGCAAUAAGAGAAUGGCACUUGAUCAUAAAGGGGGGAGAUUGUUGGAAAUAUUUAAUUGUGAAUCAAGUUGGUCAUAGAUUAGCUUUAUAUUUAAUCCUUGUAUUUAAAUAGUGCAUAAAUUAGAUAGAAAUCAGGCCAAGUGUUAGGCCCAUUUAAACAGGCCAAAAGCCUUGUACGCCUAACCUAAACCUCGCCUAUAAAAAGGGAGCCGAGGUUUAGGAAAAGGCUGAACGUCGUACUUAUUAUUCAUAGCCUUACGCUUAUCAUUCUGCUGUACGUUCCACGGUUUAUCAAAGAAGGUUUUACGGUGAUUCAUUCUGUGUUUAUCUUUACGUUUAAUCUUCCUUGUUAGAUCGAUUAUUCAUUGCUGUUACAGAAACAGGGACUAACAGGAAGACGGACCCCCAGGAACACUACAGCAAAUAUCAGAACAGCAUGAUGAUGGUGGGGGCAUCGGACGAAUAUUUGUGUCGCUGGUUCCUCUCCUCCUUAGAGGGGCCGGCGUACGAAUGGUUCAACCGGUUGCCCGAGGGCUGCAUUGAUUCGUGGCAAGAACUCGCCCAGCGAUUCUUAACACAAUUUGCCGGGAGGCGUCGCACGAGGAAGCACUUCUCCCACCUCCUAACCAUACGCCAGAAGAGGGAUGAGACCCUUUGGGACUUCCUGGAGCGCUGGAGGACGGAGGCCGACAAAGUCGACGGGGCUGAUGACGGGACUCUCCUUGCCCUCCUACAGACCGUCCUCCGAACCGGCAACUUUUCAAGGAGCCUCAUCAUUGAACCCCCCCCCCCCCCCGCGACUACAUAAGGGCUUUGCAGCGGGGGGACCGAUAUGCUGAGGCCGAGGAGGUGGAGAAAUAUCACCAGCAUCCAGAUCAGCAGCCCCCGAGGGCUGACAACAAAAAUUACCGAGGGCCGGGGGCUCCUCCAAAUCAUCCCAAGGCUUCAAGACCCUCUGAUGACCGCCCUCGGCAAGGCCAAGCCAAGCCCGGGGGAGGCUAUAAGAGUAGCCCUAAGACUUGGGCACAGCCCAUUCUCCUGGACCGCCCUCGAACACCAUUGACGCACCCCGUCAGCAUCAUCCUUGAUUUUGCCGAGGAGAGGGGCCUCGUUGAGCGCGAUUCCCGCGCACCCCCGGAGGUAAAUGCUAUCAACCCCCUGUUCCCAUACUGUCGCUUCCAUCAGCACCAGGGGCACAGAACCGAUGACUGCCAUCAGCUAAAGACGGCCAUCGAGAGGUUGAUACAAGCGGGGCACCUGUCCCAAUUUGUUCAGAGCCCUCGGCAGGAGGGACCUUCUCAUCAGGGACCUCCCCGAGGGCACCACACGAAGGUAAACGCUUGGGUAAACCCGAACACCAUCCCCCUCGGCAAGAAGAGGGAGAUCGGAAACUUGGAAGAAGAAGAGGAGGAGUACCCCCACUACCAGGAGAAAAAACGCCACAUCCUCAUGAUCACCGGUGGCAAUACAGGGGGCGAUUCCACCAGCCAGCGAAAGAAGUGGGCUCAAUCGCUUUACGUGGGGGAAGUCACUCAUAUGCCCCCGGUAAAGCGACUGAAGGAGGAACCCAUCACCUUCACCAACGCAGAUCUCCCUCCUACUUCUCCUCCUCACAGGGAUGCCUUGGUGAUUCGGACUGAAAUAGACGACACCAUCAUUCACCGAACUUACAUUGACACGGGCAGCUCCGUCAAUGUAAUGUACCUCAGCACCUUCAGAGAGCUGCAUCUGGAGAGGGGGUCUCUUCGGCCCAUUAAGACCCCUCUUGCCGGCUUCACCGGCGAUACUAUUGAUUCCGAGGGGGUAAUAACCCUCCCGGUGAUCUUCGGCGACGGGCUCCAUAGAGCCCAGCUCGAAGUGGAGUUUGUCGUCGUCAACAUCGACUGCGCCCACAACAUCAUUCUCGGCCGGCCAGCCCUCGAGGACCUCGAGGCCAUCAUCUCCAUGAGGCACCUCUGCCUCAAGUUUCCCGCCAAGGGGGGCAUUGGCUACUCCCGGGGGAAUCAGAAAAUCGCCCGCGCCUGCUAUCUUCAAGUCACUAAGAAGGUAAGUAAGACGGAAUUCCGUGUUGACACCAUCACCGGAACCAUCGACCAAGAAGAAAAAAGGCCGAGGGCUGAACCAGCCGAGGACGUAGAAGACUUUGCGCUCGAUCCGGCCCAGCCGGAGAGAGUCGUGAAGAUUGGAGCCCAGCUCCCUGAAGAUCUGAAGACCGGUAUCACCGACGCCCUCCGCGCCUACUCCACUGUCUUUGCGUGGGGGCCGGAGGACAUGCCGGGAAUAAGCCGAAGGGUCAUCACCCACCGCCUCUCGGUGGACCCCUCGGCAAAAGCAGUGCAGCAACGAAGAAGACCACUCUCCGCCGAGAGGAGGGAAUUUGUGAAGAAGGAGGUCGCCAUGCUCCUCUCAAUUAAGCACAUCAAGGAGGUGAAAUACCCCUCAUGGCUGGCCAACGUAGUCCUCGCACAGAAGCCCCCGACCUUCCGCAUGUGUGUGGACUACACCGAUCUCAACAAGGCGUGCCCUAUGGAUCCAUUCCCUCUACCGAAUAUUGAUCAACUGGUGGAUGAGACCGUAGGGUGUGAGAUCAUGUCCUUCCUCGAUGCCUUCCGAGGGUAUCACCAAAUUUUCAUGCACGAGGAGGACGCAGAAAAAACUGCCUUCAUGACUCCCGAGGGCAUCUUCUGCUACCUGGUAAUGGCCUUCGGCCUAAAGAACUCGGGGGCCACCUACACCCGGAUGGUGGCCCGGCCGGGUCUUUCAAGCCGUCCUAGGGCGCACCAUGGAGGCCUAUGUUGACGACAUGAUCGUCAAGAGCAAACAAUUUUCCAGCCAUGCCAAUGACCUCCGGGAAAUCUUCGCCAUCAUGCAAAAAUUCAACCUUCGGUUAAACCCGAAGAAGUGCACCUUCGGCGUCCAAGGGGGCAAAUUCUUGGGCUACAUGGUGAACCGAAGGGGUAUUAAGGCCAUUCCCGAGAAGAUCCAGGCCAUCAUCGACAUGGAACCCCCACGCAAUGUGAAGGAAGUUCAACGGUUGACGGGCCGCCUGGCAGCCCUCAACCGCUUUCUAUCUAAAUCAGCAGAGAAGACUUUACCAUUCUUCCAAAUCAUGAGGAAGACGGCUGGUUUUCAGUGGACUUCAGAAUGCCAGGAGGCUUUCGACGAGCUCAAACGAUAUCUAUCUUCACCUCCUGUGCUCUCCAAACCCAAGGUAGGGGAGACCCUCUACCUCUACCUUGGGGUCAGCCCGGCGGCCAUCAGCUCUGUGCUCAUCCGGGAGGAAGACGGCAUCACACAUGCCAUCUUCUACGUUAGCAAGACCCUAAGGGAGGCCGAGCUCAGGUACUCCCCUGUGGAAAAAACGGUGUUAGCCAUCGUUUGGACUGUCAAGAAGUUGGGCCACUACUUUCAAGCUCACCCGGUUCAGGUCCUCACUCAUCAACCCCUCGGCGCCCUCAUGAGGAGCCCCACCAGCUCCUCCUGCAUGGUGAAAUGGGCUAUCUUCUUGAGCCAUUACAACAUUGACAUCCGUCCGAGGCCCGCCAUCAAGGGCCAAGCCCUGGCGGACUUUGUGACAGAGUGUACCGCAAGGGCAGCCACGGACGGGGAGCCCUCGGCUACUUCGGACGACUGGUGGACCCUCUACACCGACGGCUCAUCCGCGAACAAAGCCUGCGGGGGAGGGGUAGUCCUCAUUACUACCGAGGGCUUCAGAGCCUACUAUGCAAUCCGCUUCUCCUUCAAAGUCUCCAACAACGAGGCCGAAUAUGAGGCCCUCCUAUGUGGCCUUCGGCUAGCUGCCAACAUGAGGGCUCGGCAGAUCCACAUCAAAUGCGACUCCAAGUUGGUCGUUGGCCAAAUCUCCGAGGAAUAUGAGGCCAAGGAGGGAAGAAUGAAACAGUACAAGGAAGCGGCCAAGGAGUUGCUUAAGGUAUUUGAGGCACACUCUCUCACUCAAAUACUGAGGGCUCAGAACUCCGAGGCUGACAUAUUGUCUAAGCUCUCGGCCGACUCCCCCGAGCACAUCUCCAAAAUUGCCAAAAUUGAGGAACUCAACCUCUCAAGUAUCCAUGCAAGCCCUGUUAUGAACAUACAACGACGCCAAGAGGAUUGGAUCUCAGAUAUCACCGCCUUCAUCUCCACAGGGCAGCUACCCGAGAAUGAGACCCGCGCUAAACUGGCAAAGCUGAGGGCUCCUAGCUACACCAUCGAAGAUGGAAGGCUCUACAAACGAUCUUACAACGGCACGCUACUUCGGUGCCUUCAGCCGAGGUCGCAAUGGAGGAAGUGCACAGUGGCACUUGCUCAGCUCACCAGGGACCCUUCUCCAUGUCCCGAAGGCUCAUUCUCCAGGGCUACUUCUGGCCAACCAUGGCCAGAGAUUGUGUUGACCUGGCCCGGAGGUGCACCGCAUGUUAACAUUUCCAGAGACCUUGUUGGCCCUCUGCCGAGGGGUACCUCCAACAACAGAUACAUCAUUGUGGCCAUCGACUACUUUACCAAGUGGGUGGAGGCUGAACCCCUCGCCAGCAUCACGGAGGCGAAGUGCCGUCACGUCGUCCUCAAGAACAUCCUCACAAGGUUUGGCGUCCCCCAGCAGAUCAUCUCCGACAAUGGGACACAAUUUGAGGCAGCCCCCUUCUGUGCCCUUCUGGAGGCAUGGGGCAUCAAACACACAUUCUCCUCCGUUGCCUACCCUCAAGGCAAUGGGCAAGUAGAGAAUGCCAACCGGACCUUGCUCGAGGACCUAAAAAAGAAGCUGGAGGCCGAGGGCGGUGGCUGGGUGAAAGAACUCCACAACAUCCUUUGGGCCUACCGCACCACCCCUCGGUGAGCAACAGGUGAGACACCUUUCUCCCUCUGCUACGGUUUUGAAGCCAAAGCUCCUACGGAAGUCACCCUUCCCACCCGGAGGGUGAUCCAAUAUGACCCCGAGGUCAACGACAGCAACAUGGCCCUCGACCUCCACCUCAUUUCAGAACGCCGGGAGCAAGCCUUCAUCCGGGCAGAAAACUACCAAAGGCAAGUCAAAGGCUACAUCGAGGAGGACUAUGUCCUCCGGAGGAGGGAAGCCAGCCAGCCAACCGAGGGAGGAAAAAUGGCACCAAAAUUCGAAGGCCCCUACAUCAUAGCAGCCAUCAUCAAACCCGGGACUUACAAGCUCAAACGCCCUAACGGGAAAGAGGUCCCUAGGCACUGGAAUGUACACCACUUAGUUAAAUUUUAUCAAUAAUGUAAGAGCGGCCAAGCCCUCAUGACUAGUGAAUGUACUAUCCUAUGGCCCAAGGCCUCCAAUUUUGAAGAAUGAAGACACAUUCAAGACAUCAAGAACAAAACACUUGUGAGACACCAAGCCCUCAUACUGACUACAGGCCCCAGGCCUCACCACGAGAAGAACCCCCUCCGGCACCAAGUGCCGAGGGCGGACACCAUCAACACCUACAACAACAGGAGAACACCAUGUGUUUUCGAACAAGACCCCUCGGUACCAAGUACCGAGGGUGGGAACUCCUAUCACCAACGACAAGGAACGCCGUGUGUUUCAUUUCCCUUCGGCACCCAGUGCCGAGGGUACAUCCCCACCUUCAACAUCAAAAAAGAAAAGAUAAGAACACCAAGUGUUCCUACAGAAGACCCUUCGGCACCCAGUGCCGAGGGUACACCUCCAUCAUCAACAUCAAAACGAAGGAAAACACCAAAUGUUUCAAAGAAGACCCUUCGGCACCCAGUGCCAGGGAUAUGCUCUCCUAUCGACUUCCAAACAUCUGCUGGGAAACACCAAGUGUUUCCUCCGAGGGCCCUCCGGCACCAAACGCCGAGAGCGAACACUCCAAUCAAAACACCAAGUGUUUCAUUUGAAGACCCUUCGGUACCAAGUACCGAGGGUAGGCACCUCCAUCAACUACAACAAAAGAGAACACCGAGUGUUCCUACAGAAGACCCCUCGGUACCAAGUACCGGGGGGCUACACAUCGAGACUAACACCGAGUGUUGUUUCUAAAAGCCGUACCCCACGAGGACGCAUAUACCGAAGGCGCCACCAUCGGUGCUGGCGGCACGUAGUGCCCCCGGCCAUUUGCAACUAGUGUGAAAAUGAAAACCCUUCCUUGAAACGCUUUGCGCGUCACUACCCCCAGGGUAUGACAGGCAUGAGAAAUGCCCAGGAUUCGACUUUCAAAAACGGAACGCUAUCCGUGUCAUCACCCCAAGGGUAUGACAGGCACGAGAAAUGCCCAGUAUUCGACUUCCAAACCGAAACGCUCCCCGCGCCACCACCCCAAGGGUGUGGCAGGCCACGGACUAUGUCUAGCGCCGAGGGGACGACUUUCAAAAAUGAGGUGCUUUCCGCGCCAUCCCCCAAGGGGAGGCAGGUUACAGACCACCAUAUCUUGUGCCCAGGAAACGACCCUCGAUCCCCUCGGAACUCGGAAGGUUAACCCGAGGGAGGAGAGCCAUUGGUGUAUUCUGAUGGUCUCCUGAUAGGCCCAGCCUUACCAAGAAACCAAGUUUCUUGAUGCCUUCCCUUCACCACCAGCCAAAAAAAAAGAGGGGGUGAAGGGAGUAGACUCAGCGAGAAAUCAAAGAGUACACUCCAACAGAUCACAACAUGCCGAGGGCUCCCCACGAGAACACCUCCGGUAGUGGAAGGCUCUUAUUUCCCGAAGGAUACUACUCAAACAAAUAUCAUCAAGAAACGGCUAAGUCCACUGCUUGGCCACCUCCAGUCACACAAACACCGAAGGCUUCAACAAUACGAAGGGACUGGACUAUCCAAAGUCUACUAAACGGUAAUCCAAACAAACACCGAAGGCACCUGUUAUGCACUAAAUACCGAGGGCCCCUGCCCCAUUACAAGGGACAUAACUGGCUAAGUCAAACUCUACAACUUUUCAAAGUGUAUGCCGAGGGCACACACUCAUCAUUGGCUUUCUUCACAACAACAGGAUUCCACGCUUUUCCUAAGUCCACACUUUUGGAAAAUGACGGCAACCGGAGGCUAAUAUAUCACCAGACAACCGAAGGCAUAUAUUACAAAUCAUCAAAAGUCAACCGAGGGGGACUAUUCCAAAAUAUUUGCCCCUCGGACAGACUCCACACUGACCGAAGGUUCAACAUCUACGACAAGGAAUCAAUCAAAGGCUACAGUACACAAGGAAUCAACGCUGAGGAAAGUUUUCUAAGUCCUGAAGAUUGGCCCCUCGGCCUAAUCAACAUUUCAGUUGGGGCUCCACAGUAGCCGAAGGCUACAUGACACACUACACUUACAACAAUUUUCUAAGUCCUGUACAUUGGGUUCUCAACCUAGUCACCACCCAGCAAUUGGACUACAAACAUCUGAAGGCCGUAUGGUGUGCUACACUUAGGAAAAUUUUCUAAGUCCUAAUUACUGCUGAGCCCUCGGUUGUAUAUCCAGCAAAGGGUGCCCAACUGCCGAAGGCUACAACCGUAUUCAAACACUUAGAAAAUAUUCUAAGUCCUAGACAUACAUUCAAAAAGGGCGAAGGCAUACACUCAAGAAAAACGGAGGCAUACAUUCAAGAAGAAAGGAAUUAGAGAAAACAAGCCAUAUAUACGAAGCCCGAAGGCAAACACUCAUCAAUCAUUCAUCCAUCAAAGAGAAGGGAUUCAAAUGUAUUUGUUACAGAGCAUGGCCAAAGGCCGAGGGCAUUCAAACAUUCAUUACAGAGGGAUUGUUCAAAACAUGUUAAAAUAAGAAAUUACAGAUCAACAUUCCCGGGGGCCGUCCCCUCCGCAGGCUUCGAAGUGACCUCUGGGCCGUCCUCAGGAUCUUCACCUUCGGCUUCCUUCAUAAGCUCUGUAUCCUCUAAGUCUGGCCUCUCGACAUCGGAGGGGAGAGGAACGCGGACGUCUGGCUGCAGGGGGAAGCCCAUAUGCCGCCGGGUCGAAGUCCCUCGGCUCAAUCUUCAAGUGGCGAGCCAUCCUCCGAUAGAUGAGGGCUUGGGUGAAAAACUCGCCCCCAUCAUAAUACUGUUUACCCUUUCGGGAAACCCAAUCCACUCCAGGCCCGUCGCACCACUCGUCGACCGAGGACUCAACGACCGAGGAUAGCUAUUUCUUGUGCUCCUCAGCUCGCCACCCCCCUGCCAAGAACCCCGAGAUGGCGUCCCCUCGGGCUCUCUCGACGGCUUCCACCUUCGCGGCCUCGGCCUCCCUGGCAGCUCUCUCCAAAGCCUCAGCUGCGGACCUCUCAGCCUCCGCCCUGCCCCGAUCUACGGCCUCCGCACGCAGGGUCAUCUGCCGAAGGCUCUCCUCCAGCAUAGCCAUCUGCCGGACGGCAUCGGAAUUCUGGUGGACGAGCUCCCGCAUCUUGGCAUCCUGCUCGGCCUAGCGAAGGUGCCACUCUUCUAGCCGCCGGGCUUGCUCCCCGAAGGCAAUGCAGGUCUACAAAAACAAAGGAGUUAGCAGGGCCGAACACGGUUGCCUAGCUCAAAGUAAAGAAGAAGAGUAUAAAUAUCGAAGACUUACCGUGAGGGAAGACCGAAGGAUCCUGUCCUCGAGGGCUUGAUCUUCAUCAGCCCCGAGGGCUACUCUGUCAAUCUCGAGGGUUAUGCCUCUCAGAAGCGCCCUCGGGUCAGCCGUGCCGUUCAUUACGGCCGUACCAGCCGGGAGGGAAACCAUAAGGACCUCGGAGGAUGGCCCCUGAACACCCGACGGCACUUUCGCCACCGGCAUCUCCUCGUGCGCCCCGGAGGCGGGGCAAUCAUCAACAAUAAUCACCGGGGGGGCUUUCUUCCCGGCAUCCCCGGUCUUGGGCUUCUUGCCCUCGGGAUCUCUGCCCGUGCCCUUCCUCUUGGCGGAGGCAGUCGCGUCAGCACUUGGGCCCGCCGAUGGCCCCUCCGGCUUCUUGAAAAAAUCAUCGGCGGGUUUCGGGACACCAGCGUCCGUCCCCCUCGGGCCCUUGGAAGGUUUUUUCUUCUUCAGAUCCGCAAGGCCUUUGACGUUCAUCAUCUUCACUGGGAUACCUGCAAAAAUAGUAUGGGGUUAAAAUCGAGGGGUUACUAACCGAAGGCACAAGGAAUAAAAAAACGAACAGAUAAACUAUGUUCUAAGAUAUGAAAACCAAGGGCCCUCGUAGACUACCUCCUGCUCCCCCGAAGGCCUCAGCAAAAACGAGAUACUUCUCGUCCGCUUCCCCGAUGAAGCGGUAUCUCCGAAAGCCGAGGGCGUAGAGUUCCGUAUCGGCAGUGUAGUCUUUGAUAGAAACCAGCUUCGUGCGACCCUCCGGGAUUUUGGCUAUCACCAGGCCAUCUUUCUCGAGAGCGGCGCUUCCAACCUUCGGAUGCCGAAGGAAGCGAUCCCGGAGUUCCAUCGGGAAUGGGCUCUCGGCAAUUCUGACAUAGCACCACCGCUCCUUCCAGCCUUUAUUGGAUGAGGGCGCUUCCGUGAAUAGCUUCCACCGGGCUAUCUGCUGCAGAUUGGCGAAGCCCUCGGCAUUCGCGUGACCCUCCCGGCAGAGGUUGAAGCUCUGAAAGAACAGGUCCAGGCUGGGGGUCACCCCUCGGUCCCUGCAGAGGUUCAAAAACCCCGCCACGUAGGAGUGGCUAUUAGGUGUCAGCUGGCAGGGGACCAAGCCAACAAACCUCAGGUACUCCCGGAGGAAGGGGUGCAGAGGGAACCGAAGGCCCAUGGAGACCGACAGUACGUGUACUGCAAUACACCCCUCGGGCGCCCGAGACAGCACAUCGUCAACUCCCGGCUCGACCACCACGGCCGAGGGCCCUACGUGUAGCUACGUGACGUAGAGAUCCGCCCUGUCCGCCUUCGACUUUAUCUCCAAGGCAGCAGUAUUGAGCCAGGAAUACCCCUCCGGCAUAUCUACGGGUUUCCCCUGAUCAGCAGCAACGAUCUUCUUCUUGGGGGCAGCUGCCUUGGCCUUCUUCUUCCUGGGGGCCACCCGGAGGGGAACAGCGUUCAGCGGCCGAGAGGUACUGGCCUCACCAGCACCCCGAGGGGGGAGGACGGCCACGGUCACCCUCGUCCUCUCUUUUGCUUCCUCCUCCUCUGCAACCUGCAUGGCGAGGGCCAGCUCUUCGUCUUCAACCUCCUGCUCGAAGCCCUCGACUUCAACUUCAGCCAGCAGCUCCUUUUGCACCUCUACUGCCAUCACAACGUCCUCCUGGGCCGAGGACUGUUCGUUUGAGGACUCCGUAUCCGAAAGGACUUCAUCCUCCAUCGAGGGCGCCCCCGAGAUGUCUUGAGAAUCACUCUGGGACGACAUUCUAACUCUAGCUCGAGGGUUCGGGGGAACUAAGGUUUUCUAGAGAAUUCUAUCUCCUAACCUAAGGGCACAAGGCACAGCUAAACUAGAAGGAGAAGGGCAGGGGGGAACUGACCUUGAGAACAGGGGAUUCAACCGAGGGCAAGUUUCUCUCUCUAGAAAAUUUUGGCCAGAGCUUCGCUACACUGAAUUCGCACAGCGGGGAAUGGCAUUGGCAUGGGGUAUUUAUAGACUCCAAAAUCCGGGCUUGGGCCCAAAAACUGGGCCUCCGGCCAAGCGUCAUCAUUACACACCGUCGUUUCAUCCAACCGGUGACGCCCGCCCACGAGCAACCAACGGCUACACUCCACGUGUACCCCCCCCCAACGGCUGUAAACCUGACGUUACAUAUUCCAACGGCUAUAUUUCCAACGGCUAUAUUCUGGAAGCCCCCGGGUUUUCUACUUCACUCCACUUCACCAAGGAGAGCCUCCGGGUACACUUACCCAGAGACGCCCCCGGGUUGUGCCCCACACAGCACAUAACAGACACCCUCGGGAUCACUCCUUUAGAAGCCCAAGGCUUCACAUCAGGCCACCCCUCGGGGAUUCCCCCUCAGCACUGUAAGAGCCGGUUAGCCCCCGGGGAGUAUACCUCAUCGACGGAUAGUCUACAGCACACAGGUAAAGAGAGCCCUCGGAUAUCCUCAUCACCGACUAAUCAACAAGCAAGGGACCCCCCGGUGACAAUGCAACUACUGCCCUCAUCCAUCGCGCCCUCGAUCCCCAGAUUGCGGGGCUCCCCUUCGGCACCCCCAUGACAUCAGCAGCAAGCCUUCGGCUAAUCAACACAUGAGUCCUCAGAAAAAGAAGAGCCUUCGGCAUUACCAUUAUUCUCCAUUUUUGACCAAGGUUUCACAUUUUCGAUUCAUCGUUGGGGGAAUUCGGUGCACUCUUUUUCCCUCAUUAGGAUUUUUUCCCACAGGGUUUUUCCUAAUGAGUUUUUAACGAGGCAUCCCCCCAAAAUGAAACGAAAAGUGUCAGCCUUCGGCCCACAAACAGCAACGCAACCACUCUACUCCUUUUCACCACUUUACAAGUGCCUCAAGGAGUGGGGGACUGGAGGACCCCCUCGGGAAAAUCAUUAAAUUACAAAAUUGGUGAAAAAUUCCAACAAAACGGCAAAGCAAGCCCUCAAGUCCCGACAUGUGGGUAACUGAGGGACUGCCUUCGGCAGGGACACGCAAACAACGAACCCCUCACCAAACUACAAACGGAGCAACAUCAAAUGGCAGACACAGUUUACUCCUUUUUCCUCAAGUACCUUUCGGCAAAAGGAGUGAGGGACUCCUGAUGGAGUAUAUGGCUCGGGAACCCCCGACCCAUAGACUCCUACUACUCCAGUAAAGGCCCAACAGGCCCAGAAGGCCCAACAGGCCCAAAUCACAGCGCCCAGAGUACCAAGCAGCCCGCAAUACGCGCCAGGGGUGUCUUCGGCCCCCUGGCCGAAGGCUGAAACUCUCACAGAACGGGUUUCUCGAGCAAACUACGAAACUGGGGGAAAAACGGCAGAAAACAGUAGCCCUCGGCACCUGGAGCCCUCGGCACUCAGGGGUCCUCGGCACUCAGAGCCCUCGGCUAGUCCUCUGCAGCCGAGGGCACCUCUCCCGACAUGAUAUCCGCCUCACAUGCGUACAGAUCACCGUACCCUGUACAAGACGUCCCAUCCAACAGCCGCAUUAAAUGCGGCCACAUGCGGCUGCCAACGCCAACCAGUUGAGGUGAGCUCUCGGCCAAUGGGCGCUUGACACGUGUCCCUGUCCGGCAUUUAUUGCUACUAUAAAUAGCACCCCAUUUCCCCAUUUGUAACCACGCUGAAAACGCUCCACAUUUAUAAUACACACUCUCUCUCUACAUUUACUGGCUCUGACUUCACUCUAAGUUAUUCUCAGCAAUAACCCCUCGGAUAUAUACCCCCGGGUAGACUAUCCAUCAAUACUUUGAUAAACAAGUCAAAAUUCGUUCAAUCGAAGUAGGGGACCUGGUGCUAAGGAAGCGAGAAAAGAGCAAACCUCUCGAAGGUGGAAAAAUGGCACAAAAUUGGGAAGGCCCCUACCAAAUAUGUAAGAAGUAUGCUUCAGGAACGUUUGGCCUACAAAAUACCGAAGGUCGACCGGCAGGCACUUGGAAUGUGGAAUAUCUAAGGAAAUUUUAUCAGUAAAAACGGCUGUUGCCACCACUAAAAAAAUGUAUAGAGAGGGAGACAUAACUUCCACUAAAACUCAGCCCAUUGUUAACACGAUCAUUCCGGAUGACCGAAUGAGGAACGGGUUAACAACAUGGAAGGAAAGUCAUUCUCAGCUAAGGAAGUUUUUGACCCUAGAUUUAUGAACGAAUAAAGGGAUCAAAACGGCUUGAAGAAUUGAUGCUCAUAAAAUAUCAGCCCAUGGUUAACACGGUCAUUCCGGAUGACCGAAUGACGAACGGGUUAACAGAAUGGAAGGAAAGUCAUUCUCAGCCAACGGCUUGGAGUUUGACACUCAGAUAGUCUCACCUCAGCGGUUAAUAUGGGAAUCGUUCUGGACAACCGAAUGAGGAACAUAUUAGCAGUUUGGAGGGAGCCAUUAUUUCAGCUAGAGUUUUGACCCUGUAAUUACGCAUUGUUAAAGGGAUCAAAAUGGCCUGGAGUUUGAGGACAGUGAUUCUCACCUCAGCUUGUUAACACGCGAAAUCAUUCCGGAUGACCGAAUGAGGAACGGGUUAACAGUUUGGAGGGAGCUGAGUCGUCAACUUAGCCAAAGUCGACCCUGUAAUUACGUACGGGCAAAGGGAUCAAAACGGCUUGGAGAUGGUGUCAAGACGGUAAGAUAUGGAUUGACCGAGCGACGUUCGGAUAAGGUACGGAUUGUCGCCCGGGGAAUCGGAACUAUGGUUUUGAAAAAUCUCGCCUCAGUCAUUAACUUGAUUCGGAAGCGAGUCGCCCUUUUAGCUAUAAAUAAGGAAUGACCCGAUCCGGUGACCUUGCUUACAGUUCGAAAAGGGUUACCUCAGACCUCUAAUAUGGAUGAUACGAGCCAGAGAGAAUAGUUCGGAAUGCAUCGGAAUUAUGGGUUUGGGAGGGAGAUAGUCUCACCUCAACUUGUUAACCCAUGAGAUCAUUCCGGAUGACCGAAUGACGAACGGGUUAACAGUUUGGAGGGAGCCCCUGUCACGCCCCGGACCUACCCGGACACGUCAACAACCCGCCGUACAGUACGAAUAGUCAACCGCAGUCCAACUCAUCCAUACUAUACAAGGCGUCUUGAAUACCAUUCACACAUAGUACAUCCAUAAACAAGCAUAAUGUAAAUCAUUCAUUUAAAACAGCGGAAGCAUUUUAUAAAGAUGUCUUAGCCACACUUUGGCGAACAUGGGCAUACAAGCCCCCAAAUAGUUAUUCAAAAAUAGUAUCCAUGAGCAUUGUUAUAAUUGUUUUGAAAACAGGAAACAGAAGAAGCACGAACCACGUCUUCUCCCUUGGAAAUCCCUGAAGCAACGGGCGCCGGUAGCAACCUUCAAGUCCUACCUGAAACUGUGAGGUGGCCUCCCCCGUGAAGGGGAGGUCAGUACUUGGAAAUAUUUGACAAGUACAAUAGCAACUAUACCAAGUAUAAUCAACGUUUUAAUUUCCAAGACCCCCGUCUUAGGGUACUAUUAUAUUAUAGGCCAUAACCCUCGGUUACCCCUUUUUACCUUUAACUGUACUUACUUUACAUAAAGUCAAGUAGACGGCCCGUAGGCCCAUAUUCAUUUAGAAUUCACCGUUCCCAUUCCCCCGUGACCGCGAGUCACGAUAACCCCGUGGGGUCCCAUCGAGCCCCAAUUGUAUAGCAUGGUCUCGGCCCAACUACAUCUCUAUACAAUCCUCUAACUCGAUGUAUCAUAUCAACAUUUGUAUGGCAAGGGCUCGGCCCAACUACGUUUCCAUACCAACCAUAACUUCGUGGCAAGGGCUCGGCCCAACUACGUUUCCACGGAGGGCACAUAUACAUGGCAAGGGCUCGGCCCAACUACGUUUCCAUGCUAUUCAUAUUACAUGGCAUGGGCUCGGCCCAACUACAUCUCCAUGUCAUCCUAGAGUCCAACUCUAUUUAUUUUCAUUAUCAAAUUCUCAAGCAAGUCCUAUGCCUAGAAUCAAUUUCCGGAAGUGGUCUUUAGGCCUACCCCUAAUCACUCCUUAGUGUUCAUGUCAUCCAUCUUUAAGUAUCUCUUGAGACUACUUAAGGCAUAUCUAUUCACAAUCCUACCUCUUAGGAUUUAUUUCAUCAUUUAUUUAUAUUAAUUCCCCGACUAGUAUUUUGAUACUAAUAGGAUAACCUUAGAACAUACCAAGUUCCUAUUUCCCAUAUUGCAUUUCAUUUCCAUUGAUUUCUCAACCCAAGUAUAGUUUAAUCUCAAUAUCCAAAAUAUCACUUUAAUCCAUUCAUGAAGUUCAUACAUGAAGUAAAGGAUAUUUUAUCACAAUGUCAUCUUAGUAAUUCCAUUAACAUGCCAUUCCAUUCAUUUCACAUAAUCAUACAUAAUUAUUCUAAAUUUGUAUGUCAUGCUUCACUUACUCAUAUUCAUAUUAUUUUCAUUUAGACAUUAUUAAUCUUUAAUAGUCCAUGAAAAUCCCAUCUAAUUACUUUAGGCAUUCCUAUGAAAUUAACUCACUAAUUAUAAGCAAUAUAGUCAGCCAUCCUCACCUUAUGAAGUGCUGAAAUAGUUGCCUUUGCCAAGCCCCUCGAUCAAUCCCCGUUCUAGGCCGAUUGGAAGUGAAAAGCUGGAUUUCUGGGCCAAAGCCGGGUGGCUUUCGUAGUCUGCAACUACGAACAGCUCCCUAUAUGUGGCGGUUUCCGGUGAUUUCGACUCCUUUCUUUUAACUUAGUUUCUCUUGGGUUUCCUUCCUCCUAGCUUUCUCCAACUGUGGCUGAGGUUUGUAGAAGUCAACUCCAGAGCUUCCUCUCUCUCUUGAGGUUAAGCUUGUGCGGGUGAAAUGGAAUGGGGGGAUAUCUUCUCCUCAAUCAAUUUGAGGGAUGAUUGACGGAGUAAGACAAGGGAGUUAAUGUGUGGGUGUAGACUUUGUCUCCAUGAGGUUUCCUCAUGCACGCCCCUCCCCCUCAAAUUGUCAAUCUGGUCACCUAAAAAACGUGGGGUGCCCCCCCCCUUAUGUGGGAGGUCAUCCCAUUAUGUCCCGGUGUGUACAAUCGACCCCGAAAGUUGUAUUUCUCGGUCCGUUUUAAUCAUAUUUUAUUUUAUCGGACCGGAUAAAAUAUAUCACGCGUUCCCAAUAAUUAUGGGCAUUUAGAAUAGAUGUAUAUUCCCCAACAUUAAUUUUAGGAGUCUCCGAAACUCAUUUCGGGCUGUUAUCCGUUAAAUUGCCAAUACCGGUAAUUGGGCCCCGUUUGACCAACCGGUCAACACCAUGCCUUUCUUAUGGCCCAAAUAAGAUAUCUACCACUAUAUACAUAUUAUCUAGACCAAGAUGAAUAUAAUAUGUGGUUCGGGAAUUAUCGGACGGUCCACAUUCCCGCUGUGGGCCCCACGUGCAAUUUACUAUUCACGUAAAAGAAAUAAUAAAAGUUUACAAUUACGCAAAUUCCUCAAUCAUCUUUCAAGGUUUAUUACAUAAUUUACUAAAAGUAAAUAUGCUCGGGGUCGGUGUUACAGCCCCUGUCCCAGCUGAGAGUUUGACCCUGUGGUCACGAUCAAAACGGCUUGGAGGAAUCCACCUCAGCUAAGAGUUUUGACCCCGUGGAUCACGAACGGAAAAGGGAUCAAAACGGGAUCGGGAAAGGAAUCAGAUAUAAAGAUACAUGAGCCGAAUGAUGUUCGGCAACAUAGAAAGGAUUGUGAACAAGAAAAAUCAAAGAAAAAACAGAAGACAUCAACAGUUAAAGAGAAAAACCCAGUUUAUUCUUCGGCAUUACUAGCCGGAAUAUACAAGAAGAACAAAGGACAAGAAAGCAAAAAUUACAAGGCUAUGCUACUGAAGGAUUGCCGUUCGGGGAAGGUGGAGGUUGAGAGCUCCCUGCCUGCACUGCAUCAUCAGGCGCUGCUUUUGACCUUUGCUCCAUAAUACGGUCGUAUGUAUUCCCGAACAGAUCGUCAAAACCUAAUUCAUCAGGGUCGAACGACUUGGGGAAAUGUUCUAGGAUCAAAUCGAGGUUCCUAUCCAAAAGCAGGUCCUGACUUUGCUUCACAGUUUUCUCGGUCGGGACAUCCAAGAAAUAUUUCCCUUCCGGCGUGCUGUCCAGGAGAUCGAUCCCUGCCUUGAUGGGAUCUUCGCUUUCACGUAAGAAUUGGCCAAGAUGAUAUCCCAGGAACUGCCGGGCCGUGUUCUCCAGAGCGACAUUCAGCCCUUUGCCUCGUUGAAUAUCAACUAUCGAUUGAUGUGCAAUCUGGGAAGUGUUGACCGUAUAAGGUUCGGGCAGAUGGUCACCAACGGCUUUAUCAAAUUUGAUCCCGACGGAUUCAGCAGCCCGCACCUUGGCCCGGAGUUCUUUAAUCUCCCGGUCGCGACGUCGGGAUUUUUCUUGCAUCUCAGCCAGAGCAGGUUUUGCCUUCUCACCUUCCUUGGCGUUCUCUUGAAGAUCAGCCGCUAAUUUCCGAGCGGCGGAAAGAAGGAUCUGGCUGUCAUCCCGAUCGCUGGCCAGGGCCUUCAUUUCCUUUUCGGCCGCAAGAAAGGCCUUGUGAUAGUAUACGCCGGCCUGAAAACAAGAUUGCAAAGGAAGUCAGAUAAGAUAAAUCGAUAAAGAAUAGGAAGGUAUGGAUCAGAAUGAGGUGUACCUUGAGUGCUUCCUGGUGACCUGCUUCAAAAAGAUCCGACCAGUGAGUCAAGUUCGUGAAGCUCGGGGGAAUCUUGAUCGCUGUAUGACACCACAUGGAAGAUGGCAUCAGCCCGAACAGGUAUCUCCCUUCUGAUCUAGGCCCCAUGUUCGAAAACUCGACAAACAUCCGAUCAUCGAUCGGUGCGUCAGGAAGAGCUGGAGUUGUUGUUUUGGAAGGCAUAGACUUCUUGGGUUCAGCCUCCGACCCGGUCAAAUCAACCACAUGGUCGACCGGGAUCAAUUGGUUACCGUCAUUCCCCUUGCGCUUUUUUCGGGUUUGCUCCGCAGAGGCAUGAUCGGUAAUCAUUUUCUCCUUGCCUUUUCCAGAAGAAGCCGUCAGAGUAGCGGCAGAUAUAGAACGCCGGACGGGUAUGGGGGAUAUCACACCUACAAAAAAGGAGAGUAAGAGAUAAGAAGCUAAAUUGGAAGAAGGAAGGACGAUCGGGUUAAAACCCUGUUACACUUACCAAUCCCGGCAGAUAACAUGUUGGAAGUAGUGAUAAAACUCCGAAGACUUCGGGUUCCUCCCAUCCGCAAAGAUUCAGCUUGGGAGCAUAGAACGGCAUCUACCCUGGGCUGAGAAUCCCGAACGGGAUAGGCGUUCCACCUAUCCGGAAUUGGCAGAGAAUCACCUACCCGAACAAACAGAAAACGCUCCUCCCAGUCAGCCGGCGGGGUGGGAUUUUCUGUGAAUAACUGACGAUCGAAACGAGCUACCAGCUUCAGGUACCCGGUUGUCCAAUAAGGCUGAUAGCAGUAGUGAUGGAGGAAUAAGUCGACACUUGGAGCGAUCCUCAACUCGUGGCAUCGGAUUAUGAACCCUGUAAGAAUGCGGUAGGUACUAGGCACGAACUGGGCAGGUAGUACAGAAACCCGGCGUAAGAACUCCACGAUGAACGAAUGGAGAGGGAAGCGAAGCCCAGCAAUCAAAGCGUCAAGGUGCACUAGCACGUGCCCCGGUCGAUGCCUCAUCGGGUGCCGAAUGAAUCCAGCAUAAUAUUCCCUUGGUGGGGGCAAUAAUUGGCUAAGCUGCCGUUCGACAUCUUCAGGGAGACGUUGCUUUUGUUUACGGAUGCGAGUAAAGUGUAGGGGAAUGCGGGGUGGCCGCUCGGGCAUUCCCUUAUUAUAGACCUGGACAUCAUCCCCUGAUAGGCAUCCAUCAUCACGUGGUUGUUCGGUGUUUUUUCCUGCAAGAGGAUUGCCGGAGUUAGGUGUUUGGGAAGAAGAGCCUUCGGCCUUGUUACCAGCAAAUGUUUUUCCUAUGCGAAUCAACGACAUCUCUUCAGAUUCUGAGCUAGAAGGGUAAUACAUAAAAUCACUUGAGGAAUUCUGGGAAUUCUAGAGAGAGAAAGCUUGAAAAUACGCAAGAGAAUUCUGAACUUAGAAGGAAAAUGAGGAAACAGCAGGAGAAAUUAGGGGAAAGCACCUCUCUAUAAAUAGGGAAAGUGCCGCACAAAACCCUAAUCCAUGAGCAACAUGUGGCAUUAAGUGGUUAUGAUUAAUCAGGGGUACGGGCAGAUUAUCAGAGAUGCCUGAAGCCAGAAAAAACUGCUAAGUCCUAAAGAUUGAUCUGAAGCCCAAACGGCUACCAACAUAUGAAGGAAGCCAAGUACAGACAGAUUAUUUGAGAUGCCUGAAGCCAGAAAAAACUGCUAAGUCCUAAAGAUUGAUCUGAAGCCCGAACGGUUACCAACAUAUGAAGGGAGCCAAGUGCGGGCAGAUUAUCAGAGACAUCUGAAGCCCGAACGGCUACCAACAUAUGAAGGGAGUCAAGUGCGGGCAGAUUAUCAGAGACCUGAAGCCAGAAAAAAAAAACUACCAAGUACUAAAAAAUGAACAGAAGCCAGAGCGGCAAACAUAUGAUGUUAGGAGUAUUGAGUAAAAAACAGUCAGAAAACCGUUAAGUACUACAAAACGGACCGAAGCCCGAAUGGCGAGUAAAUCAUUCAAUGAAAGCAAGAAAGACAGUAUAUAGAGAGCUUUAUGCAAAAAAAGAGAUAUAUAUUCAUCGGCUCUACUGGCCGGGAAAUACAGAUAAGGUUCGCAAGGAAAGAGGGAAAAGGGGAAAGGGAUUACAGUUGCUAAAACUACUAGAUUCUACUCUACUGCCAUGCCCCAUUGUCUUCUUCGUCACCCUCCUCCUCAUCCGAAUCAGUGAGGGGAUCAGUGUAACACCCCGGUCUCGCAGGCCCCGAGGUAGUUACUCUAGACCUCUAGUACUGUCCCCACAAACCACCACGAGCCUUUACCGCGCACUUUGUCCUCACUCAUGCGCGCCCUGAGAAACUUCCCAGGGGGUCACCCAUCCUAAGACUACUCCCGUGCAAGCACGCUUAACUUUGGAGUUCUUGGGUGAUGAGCUCCCUUAAAAGGAGAUGCACCUCUGUUGGUAUGAGUAGUACUAUUAAUCCUCUUAAAUUAAUCUCGGGUAUUACAAUCACCCCCACUUAGGAUCACAACGUCCUCGUUGCGCCCUUAAACCAAUCUCAAUCAAACCCCAGAAUCUUGCCCCGCUAAGUGCCCGCCCGAUAUCCAAUGGGUCAACGCACUAUCACAGGGUUUCUCUGAUACCACCUGUAACACCCCGGUCUCGCAGGCCCCGAGGUAGUUACUCUAGACCUCUAGUACUGUCCCCACAAACCACCACGAGCCUUUACCGCGCACUUUGUCCUCACUCAUGCGCGCCCUGAGAAACUUCCCAGGGGGUCACCCAUCCCAAGACUACUCCCGUGCAAGCACGCUUAACUUUGGAGUUCUUGGGUGAUGAGCUCCCUUAAAAGGAGAUGCACCUCUGUUGGUAUGAGUAGUACUAUUAAUCCUCUUAAAUUAAUCUCGGGUAUUACAAUCAGGCUCCUUCCCCGCUUCACGAUCAGCAACCCGUUGUAAGUCCCUUUGAUACUUCUCAUAUUGAGCUUCAACUAUGGGCGCUUGGGGAAGAUCAGCCAGCUCGACCGGCCUCCCUAGUAAUUCUUGAAAUUUAGCGACAAAGGGAGCCAUGAUAUGCUGACAGCCCAUGACGUACAGGGAUCGGGCCAGAGAAUCAUUGAACUUUUCCCCCCUGGGGUCCUGGUCGAGCAAUUUGACCCCCUCGCUUCGACGGGCGUCACCCGUGGAGAAAUGGUCAAGGUAAUCACCAAAGGUGACUCGGAGUUGCUGCUGUGCGUAAUCUUUUUUCAAGAUGGCAAACUCCUCAGACCCUUUGAAUGACUCCCGAACGGCAGACAGGUCAACCUGUAUUUCAGCAGGGCCGUCUGGGAUACGAGGGGCGUGCUCUUCAAAUUUUACCAAGGCAGCUUCGGCAGCAUGAACCUUGGAUUGAGAAACCCCGAACUGAACCCGGAGCUCGCCAAGCUCCGAUUCAAGACGCUUUUUGUCCUCUGCAUAGGCCUUCCGCUCGGCCUCCAGAGCAGCAAAAGCAGCAGCUGCAUUCUGCUCCGCGGAAGUCUGAGCAAAGAUCAGCUCCCUCUCCUUAGCCAACCGAGCUUCCUUCAGCUGCAGACUGUAAAGCCCAACCUGCAGAAUGACGUUCGGGAAAUGAGAUGGUGAAAGAAAAUUGUAAACUAAGAGAGAUUGAAACUAUGGAAUGACAAGAUACCUUCAGAGCUGCCAAGGCGAGGCCUUCCUCAGACUGCUCGACCGACAGCUUGGGGACGGUGAAAUUGUUGAAGAAGGCAGAGGUAGACCAGAUCUGGCUUGCUGAACAGCCACCUCUUUCUACAACAUCAUGAACCGGAUCCGCCAGGGAAAUCCGGUCAACCUGGACAGAUAACUGGACGGUGGGUAUCUCACCCGCACCCUGGCCGGGUUCUUGAGCAGCUUGGAAGUGCUCGGGAAAUUGCUGCAGUUGAUCAGAGCCAAACCGAUCAUCGACCAGCAUGGCAUCGAAUUGGUCCUGAUGGACCUGCUGUAUCGGCUGUGGCUCUGGAACCGGUUGAGAAGACCCAGCAUCCUAGGCAGUAACAGUAGAGGGAGUAGGUUGGGGGUUCUUCCUGGCCUUUUUUCGUUUACCAACCCCACCAGCUCCCAUAACUAUGCUAUUAUCCAUGGGUAGAUCUGGAUUUGGUACUGAAAAAUGACAAAGGAAAAUGUUAGUAUCGAGCGGCCUUAGCAUGUGAGAAACUAGAAAAAAGAAAAAAGAACGUUUCUCGCACGGGAAGGACCGCCCGGACCAUGGCACUUGAUUUCUCAAAACAAGUAAACCCAAGAGAACGGGCAGUACCUAUCCCGGCUUCAACGAGCCGAUCGGGAGUCAGAUAACUCAUGACGUCCAUGCAUUUAUCUUUCUCCACAGCAAGCACGUCCUUGUAAAUUUCUUCACUAAGGACUGGAUCAGGAGUCUCUCGGGGGAAGGCAUUCCAUUUGCGGGGAAUUAGGCCGUCCGGGACAGACACGAAGAAAAACCGGUCUUUCCACCCUUUGAUUGAAGUUGGGGAACCCUUGAACAGAAUAUGUCCCAUUCGGGCACUAGUGGCCAGAUAGCCGUGGGUUUGUUGAGGGGCUACCUUGAAAAAUUGAUGGAAGAGUUCUAAGGUUGGUCAGGCACCGACAUCCUUACAACGGCAAAUAAAACCCGCCAUGGCCCGAUAGGAGUUCGGCAUGAUUUGGGCCGGUACAACUUCAUAGAAAUUGAAAAAUGAAAUGAAAAAAGAAUGUAGCGGAAACCUAAGGCCGACCCUAAUUGAGUCAAAAUGAACUACAGUCAUUCCGGGCCUAUGACGCAUUGGGUGAAGCCCAGCUUGCAGACGGAAAUUCACUGGGUCAGGGAUAAGGGCCGGAAUUUCGGCCCUAUUGUGGGAGGUCAGUUUUUGCCACCUCUCCCUAAUCAGUUUUAGGUCAAGGGUAUGGCGAGGGAAAUCGUUGGGACGUCCGGCCGCCAUGGAAGCUAAUUCGUCCUCGGAUUUGGUAUCGUCGGAAUCUUCACUGGAGGAAGAAGAACUGCUAGAGGAGUCGCCUGUCUCCGCCCUAACCUACGCCGUCGUUGCCUUGGAACCUUCAUCAAAAGGGACGGUGAUAAUCUCCACAUCACGGUCCUCCCCUUGAGAAGCCAUUUCCGAAUCAGAACACUGUUGGGAAUUCAUCUCGACCGAAUCAGGGAUGAGGCGAGGAAGCAAGGGAGGAAGAGUACCUGAACGACGAAGGCUGCGAGAAAUUUCAGAAAUCAACAAGGCGCAGAGAAUUGCAGAAUCGAAACCCGGAUUUGAGAAGUUAAAGGCUAAUAUAUAGCCUUGAAACCGCCGUAUCAAGAAUCAAUCAGGGAGCAACACGUCACUAGGAGCAUUUAAGCUAAACGCGUGUCUAAUGAAAAGACUAAACGACGGUUACUAUGAUGAAUAUGGGGGAAUGAAACGACAGCCGUCAAAUCACGGCAUGGGGAACUAACUACUUCUGUACCCCGAUCGCCAUUCGGCGAAUUGCAACAUUGGUAUUCAUACUUCCUAAUGCACUCACUGUCGUUCGAGACAUCGGAAGUGGGGGACUUGUGUUGGGAUAUUGAUCCAGAGGCCCAAUACCCGGAUCAAGAAGGCCCAAGAUACUCGGACCAAGCAAUGGGCCCAUCACUCUAUGAUGAGUAGAUCCCGUGAAGAAUUCAUGCCGAACGAGAUUCGGCCCAAAUAAGGGUUGGCCCAGUAAGAAGACAUACCGAACGGAGUUCGGGCUAUAUAUUAUACUUGGGCCAAUUUGACAGCGUCUUCAGCAAAGCCCAACAUCCCGUUCGAGCAACGGCCAACCGGAAAGUGGCCAGGUGCAAUUAAUGCCCGAUUGUGACAUCAGCAAGUGGAAACAUGGGUGACCAAGUCGGUGGAAUAAUAGCCAAUCAGCGUAGGGCAGCCCAUGCUCUCCAUUAGUAUAAAUAGAAGGUUUAAAAUCAUUGUAAGGGUUAGCAUUUCAAUACUCAGGCUCUAGAAUAGCAUUAUUGCCCUUAUUUCUUAUAUUAAAGCAUUGUUUCCGAUCUACCGAUCGAGAAUUUCCUUGUAAUCAGACUGGUUAAUUAAUACAAGUGAGCUUUCGAGUAUUAGUGAGUUCAUAUUUUAUAUUUUGGUUAUACACUUUGAUUCUGUACCAUUCCUGAUAUAUCCAAAGUUCGUGUUGGGCUUUCGGAUCUACGGGAUUUACCUUCAACAGGUUAGUAGUAAAAGUAGUGUGUUUAAAGUAAAAUAAAGUAUAAAAAGAGUCAAAAUGGUUCUAAAUGUUGUCAUGGUUAUCUUUCUUUCACUUUUGCUCCUCUUGGUGAGUGAAUACGCUUUUUGUAAUUGUUGACACAUAUAUGAUUUAGAUUAUUGCAUUAACAUGUUUUAUAGAUUUAUUAGUGCUUGUUACAUUAUUCGAAAGUUGUGCAUGCCAUCAUGUAUUAUUCUGAGAAAAGAAGCUCAUGUAUAUGCUUUAUAAGAUUAUUUGAUUGGCACGUGUAUUUAGACUAAUUUAUAGAUUAAUUUCUUAAAUCUAUUGUAUUACUAAAUAAUGUUUUAAUGAUUACAUGCCAGGGAGGUGAAUCUGGUCUAACUAUGCGCUUCUAGAUCUCUGUUUUUGCGGCAAAACAUCAGGUGAAGUUCUUUCAGAUUAUAGGGAAUUCUAUGUUAUCUCAUAUUUAUUGGUUGUGUGUGUAACGUCAAGUGUUGACUUUUGUUUAGCUAUACAAGGUGAUUAUGAACUUGGGAACGAUUAUGGUUUCUACAACUCUGCAGUAUUUGUUUAUAAACAAGUUAAAUCUGAUUAAAUACAAUUUGGUUUUCAUCUAUUUUACUGUUUGUAUAAAAAAUUGAAAUUCUUUUUCUGAGUUUUUGUAUGUAUGAACUUCAGCUGAUAUCUUCAUCUUUUGUUGAACGUAACUCGAGGAACAAUAUUUUAGGGUUGCAUUUGGACCAUAGCCAAAUAGAAGAAACACAGGAAGAAUUAUAACUCAAAGAUAGAGAGAAAUUGCAUGUGGUGGUGUAUUACUCUUGUUGUGUUCUUGAGAAGUUGGAGCAGUGCCAUCCAGUUACCAUAUUUGUGAUUUAGUAUUCAAUUUCUCAAUUAUACAAUUGUGUAUUUUAGUUUUCUAGAUGAUUAUUACGGUGUCAACUUACAAUAAUUGUUCUAUGUAAAAGAUAUUUGUUGAUCGUUCAAACUUAUUGGAAGGUUAGAAGUUCGGUAUAUAUAGUUCCUUAAAACGUGUUUCUUUGGGUUGUGGUUGUUAUUAUAAG